AUGCAGUAUGGCAAUUACGUGGUCUUGGCCAUGAAAGAGCUUCUAACGGAAUACAAUCCCACCACUGAGAAUGGCAAAGCUGCUGCCGUGCUUUGGGAUCUCACUAUGACGAUGAAUGGCGUUUGCUGUGGUCUGAAGGGUGUUGACGAUUUUAGCAACUCAAAAUUCAAACCAAAUGCCCCAACUGUUUGCUGUGGAAAUACAAACACCACAGGUUGUACUAUUGAAAAGGCACAGUUGGUCUCGCCGCCAGUAGAGGGCUGCGAAGCAAAGAUACUCAACUUUGCUGUCCAAAACAUGCAAUAUGUCAUGUACGUCUUCAUCGCCGCCAUUCUCCUUCAGGUGAGUCAACCUCAAUUUUGGCCUGAAAAAGCUUCGCUUCACCGGAUCGACAACACUUUUAACAACCUUCCUGGCCCCCGAGAUGAUGACCGUGUGCUGUCCGUAAGCUUCCCUCCAAUCUGCAGUCUAAGUGUGGCCAAAGCCGAGAUGUCACCGCCUAAUUACGCCUUAUGUGAGUCACCAAGGAGGAAUACGUCAAGGAGAGCGCAAAACAGAUGUCUUUUAGCGUAA
Molecule: messenger RNA, 573 nt
Organism: Dibothriocephalus latus
Lineage: Eukaryota; Metazoa; Platyhelminthes; Cestoda; Diphyllobothriidea; Diphyllobothriidae
Source: the annotation of a GenBank genome assembly